AUGUCAGUAUUUGUUGCUAAAAUUAAGAAUGUCUCAAGUGGAGACACUGUGGUUGCCAUUCCAACAAAGUCUGCUCAAAUUCCACCACCAGAAAGAAUCAUUACACUCUCCUAUGUCAAACCAAUUGAUGAGUUUGAAUCCAAGGAAUAUUUACGUCAAUUGUUGCUCGGUAAGGUAAUCAAGUUCAAAGUCUUUAACAAAGCUGCAAAUAGAGAAUUUGGUGAUAUACAAGCUCCCAUUUUCAAUUCGUUAAUUGAGUAUUUGUUAACUAAUGGGUAUGUAAAAGUAAAGGAGAACCUUCCCGAUGACGAAGAGGUUGAAAAAUUGAGGCACAUUGAACAAACUGCUAAAGCCAAAAACGUAGGUUUGUGGGCAGCAAAAAAAUCCAAGACAACACAGAUAGUGCCAUUAACUGAAGAAAUCAUCUUGGCGUCACAAAGGAAACCAAUGAAGUUAAUCGUCGAUAAAGUUAUUAGCGGAGACAGAAUUGUAGGAAACAUCUAUGUAAAUAAAAACUCAGUUGUUGCUCAAACACCAUUGUUGUUAGCAGGAGUAAAAUCACCAAGAACAGAUGCUACGGAACAACCUCAAAAUCUCACCAAAGUGGCAAAAGAAGCUAAAUAUUUUGUUGAACAAAAUCUUUUAACUAGAGAUGAGUUGGAAGUAACAAUAAUUGGCGAAAACCAAUCUGGUUUGCCAAUUGCUUUGAUAAAGGAUAUCUCGGAAAGAGUCUUGGAGCUGGGGUAUGGAGAGAUUGUUGAUUGGCAAUCCAGCUUAAUUGGUUCUUCGACAAUGAGUAAAUUGAGAAAAGCAGAACAAACUGCAAGAGCUUUGGGCAAGGGUAUUUUCGCAAAUGCUAAAAGCACCAGUAUAAAGGUAAACACGAGUUCCAGUUUAGCACCGGGAAAGAAAGUCAACGUCACAGUUGCAAAAAUUAUAAGCGCCGAUACUUUAACAGUGAGAUUGCCUGGCGGCAGUGGCGACGUAGAAGCUACUGUACAAUUGGCAUCUGUUAGGGGGCCUAAACCUAAUGAUACCACAGUUGUUACAGAUUCGGCAAAGCAACAAGCCUUAGUUGCAACAGCAAAAGAAUUUGUUAGAGCUCAAACUAUUGGAAAACAGGGGACUUUAUACGUUGAUGGAUAUAGAGAAGAAAACAAAGAUUUAAAUUUACCAGCUAGAUUCUUGGUGAGCUUGAAACUUGGAAAUACUGAUAUUUCCGAAUUACUCGUUAGUUCAGGUUUUGCUACUGUGAUUAAACACAACAAGGCUACUCAAAACGAACGUUCAAUGAACUGGGAUAAAUUGAUCGAGUUGGAAGAAGAAGCUAAAAAGUCGAAAAGGGGAAUGUAUGGAGACUUGAAAAAGGUGCUUACUGUUGGUACCAGGAUUAUUGAUGCCUCAGAAAAUCUUACUAAAGCAAAGACAUUCCUUAAUGGCUUUAAACAAAAGGGAAGAAUUACAGGUUAUUAUGUUGAGUUUGUCCCAAAUGCAACCAGGGUAAAGCUUUUCAAUCCAAAAGAUGGAAUGAAGUUGACAUUAAUUUUGAGUGGAUUGUCUAAUGAGAAAAGUGACGCUUCAACCGAAGGUACUGAUUUUUUGAACAGAAAAUAUUUACAAAGACCAGUUGAAUUUGAGAUUUUUGGUACUGACAAAUUGGGUUCCUUUAUUGGUAACUUAUUUGCAAAUGCAAAUGCAUUGGUGCCAGUACAGGUACAAUUAUUGCAACAGGGUUUAGUCAAGAUUCAUGAUUUUGCCAUCAAUAGUAAUCCACAAGCAUCAGCAAUGAUCCAAGCUGAAGAUCAAGCAAAAGAAGAAAAGAAGGGUUUAUGGAAGAAUUAUGAUGCUGCUGAAGCCGAAUCUCAGUUAGCAGCUUCUAGUAACACCGCCACCAACACCAACACCACUGCUACUACUACUACUACUACUACUACUACGAACACUAGCACAGUAAAACCCAAGUUUUUUGACAUUGAGGUAGUUGGAAUUGAAUUACCUGGUGUAAUAUCAUUCCACAUGGCUGAUUCUAAAACAAAACAAAUAUUCACUUCGUUCAAGCAACAAUUUCAACAAUUCCAUUCUCAACAGCCAAGCGCUUCCAAACUCAGUCAAGACCUUCCAGUAAACUACGACAAAGCACCUAAAAAGAAUGAACUUGUUUCGGCCAAGUUCAGCGAAGAUGGUAAAUACUAUCGUGCAAAGUUCCUUGGGCUCGAUAAAGCAACCAACAAGUAUCAAGUGAUCCAUCUUGAUUAUGGUAACAAGGAUAAAGUACCACUCUCAAGUUUACGUUAUUUACCUUCCAAAUUUAAUCUAGCAGCAUAUCCUCAAUUUGCCCAUACUGCAACCUUACAAAACUUGAAAUUGCCUCCAGGUUACCUCGAAGAUGCAAUAUGUGCAUUGGAGGAUCUCACAUAUGACAAAAAAUUAGUCAUCAGUGCAUUACCUGGACAGGACGCGGAGUAUAAUGGUGUUUUGUACGAUGCAGAGAUAAGUUUGAAGGAUGCAUCUUAUACUAUAAAUAAAGAAUUGGUCAGAGAAGGCUUGGCGGUGGUUGAUGAUAAAAAUGUAGCACCUAAUGUGAAGGAUUAUGUUGAGGAGUUGUUGAGAGUACAAAAACAGGUCAAGGCUAAUCAUGUUGGAUGUUGGGAAUUUGGAGACGUUGCUUUUGAAGAUGAAAGUUUAUUAACUAUGGGUUAA
Molecule: messenger RNA, 2700 nt
Organism: Lodderomyces oxycetoniae
Lineage: Eukaryota; Fungi; Ascomycota; Pichiomycetes; Serinales; Debaryomycetaceae
Exons: 1
Coding region: 1-2700 (899 amino acids)
Biological process (GO): regulatory ncRNA-mediated gene silencing; mRNA catabolic process
Cellular component (GO): cytosol; RISC complex; nucleus
Molecular function (GO): RNA binding; nuclease activity
Source: RefSeq, a predicted model, not a curated record